Messenger RNA from Aspergillus tubingensis, 1017 nucleotides. Its product is annotated as short-chain dehydrogenase/reductase. The record is from RefSeq and is a predicted model, not a curated record. Bases 1 to 1017 code for a protein of 338 amino acids. The transcript has a single exon. NCBI's taxonomy places the organism in Eukaryota, Fungi, Ascomycota, Eurotiomycetes, Eurotiales, Aspergillaceae.
AUGGCGACGAUUCUCUACAAUCAACUCUUCGUCAUCCCCUCUCUCCCCACUCCUCCCUUGCCCUUCCACAACCGCACCGUCAUCAUAACAGGCGCCAACACCGGUCUCGGCCUAGCAGCAGCCCAUCACAUCGCCUCCGGCCCCAUAGGCAAACUCAUCCUCGCCGUCCGCAACCUCUCCGCUGGUGAAUCUGCCCGUGCAGAGAUCCUCGAUGCCCAUCCCAACUGUGACCCUCAAACCAUCGAGGUCUGGCCCCUAGAUCUGGCCUCCUACGACUCCGUCCGCGCCUUCGCUACCCGCGCAAUCACUACACUCGACCGUCUUGAUGUCCUUCUCUGCAACGCGGGUCUCGCAACGUUUCAGUACUCCAAGGCAGAGGGCCAUGAGCGCACUAUCACGGUCAACGUGAUUUCGACGUUUCUGUUAGCGAUGCUACUAGUGCCGAAGUUGAGGGAGACGAGGAGGCUAUGUCAACAGAAGGGAGAAGAAGGACACACUCCUGUGUUGUCGGUAGUGGCGAGCGAGGUCCAUGCAUUCACCAAGUUUCCUGAGAGGAAUGCGCCCACGGAGAAAGGGGUGAGUGUGUUUGAGGCGCUGGAUGAGCCGGAUCGGUACUAUGGGACGAUGGCAGAGCGGUACCGCACGUCGAAGUUAUUGGAUGUGUUGUUGACGAGGGAGUUGGCGGAUCGUAUCGGGGAUGAUGAUAUCGUGGUGAAUUGCCUGAAUCCGGGACUUUGUCGGUCGCAGUUAUCCAGGGAGAUGGAUAAUGUGGUCGUUAGGAUUGUAUUGCGGUUGUUGGGGAGGACGUUGGAAGUGGGGAGCAGGACGUUGGUGGCGGCUGCGGCGGCGGGGAGGGAAAGUCAUGGACAAUAUAUGUCGAAUGGAGUGGUGUGUCCGCGGGAAUUAUCGUCGUUUGUGACGAGUGAGGAGGGGAAGAGGACGCAGAAAAGGGUGUGGGACGAGUUGAGCGAUAUUUUGGAGGUGAUUCAGCCGGGGAUUAUGCGCGGAGUGGUGUAG